CCUUUCAAUCAAACAUACACUUCCUUCUCGACCCAAAGGAUCGACAACAGCCAUCACAAUCGAUCCGGCCUCCUAGGACUCCUCCACAAUGGCGACUUCGCUCCCGCUCAGCUUCCUAGCGCCAGCAUACAGCUUUGUCUCCAGCCACCGCCUCAGCCUCGCCGCCUUCCCCUUCUCAGCCACAGCCGCGCUGCGGUUCACCGCCUGGCUCAAACCCACUGUAAGCAGCGCCGUCCAUCACUGCACCCCACUCUAUGCCGGCCUCACUUUGCUCGCCGUCGUACUAGCCCUCUACAUCAGGUCGACCAGGGUGCGCGCGGUGUACCUCGUGGACUACGCAUGCUUCCGGCCGCCGGCCGCCCUCCGUGUGCCGCUCUCCAAGUACAUCGAGCACAGCGUGCUCGCGCCGUGCUUUGACGACAAGAGCGUCGGCUUCCAGUCGCGCCUCAUCGAGCGCUCGGGCUUCGGCGAGGAGACAUGCCUCCCGCCGGCCUGCCACGUCAUCCCUCCGGAGAAGACGCUCAAGGCGGCCCGCGCCGAGGCCGAGCAAGGGAUAUUCUCCGCCGUCGAUGCCGUUCUCGCCAAGAGCGGCGUCCGCGCCGAGGACAUCGGAGUAGUGGUGGUGAACUGCACCCUGUUCGCCCCAACGCCGUCCAUGGCUGACAUGGUGGUGCGCAGGUACGGGCUCCGCAGCGAUGUCCGGUGCUUCAGCCUUUCCGGGAUGGGGUGCAGCGCCGGGAUAGCCGGCAUCGGGCUCGCGCAGAACAUCCUGCAGUGCGAUAACAGGUGCAGGUACGCGCUCGUGGUGUCCACGGAGAUUCUCACCUCGGAUUACUACUCCGGCAACGAGCGCGCGAUGCUGCUGCAGAACUGCCUCUUCCGGAUGGGCGCGUCCGCGGUGGUGCUGUCCACGUCUUCCGCGCGGGCUCAGCACGCGCAGUACCGCCUCGCCCGGGUGGUGCGCACGCACGCGGGGCACGACGACCGCGCCUACGGGUGCGUGCAGCAGGAGGACGACGCGGCGGGCGAGCGCGGCAUCGCGCUGUCCAAGGAUGUCAUGCCCGUGGCCGGCGACACGCUGAAGGCGCACAUGACCGCGCUCGGGCCCCUCGUGCUCCCGGCGUCGGAGCUCCUUGCGUACGCGGUCUCGCUCGCGAGGCGCAGGCUGCUGCUCAUGGCGGGGCAGAAGGACAGCAGCAAGCCGCGCGUCCCCGACUUCCGGAUGGCGUUCGAGCACUUCUGCAUCCACGCGGGCGGCCGUGCGGUGAUCGACGAGCUGCAGCGCGGCCUCGGGCUGUCGGACAAGCAGGUGGAGGCGUCGCGCAUGGCGCUGCACCGGUUCGGCAACACGUCGAGCAGCUCGACGUGGUACGAGCUGGCCUACCUGGAGGCCAAGUGCCGCGUGCGCAAGGGAGACCGUGUGUGGAUGGUCGGGUUUGGGUCAGGGUUCAAGUGCAACAGCGCGGUGUGGGUGUGCAUCCGGUCGCCGGUUCCUCUGGACAGCGGGCCAUGGGAGGGCUGCAUGCAUCGUUACCCGGUGGCCGCGGCCCAGUGAGACUGAUUUGCGGUGGUGGCCGUGUGCUUUGCUCCUCUGCUGUUUGAGAGACGAGUAGAAUUAUUAUUAAGAUCCCACGAAUAUAGUAUCGAUUGAGAUUUAGUAGUCCCUUUAUUAUUAUUUUCAGUGUGAGAGACGAGUAGAUGAACGGUGUUUUUUUCUGCAUGCACGCCAUGAUUUAUGAUGGGAUUUAAAGUGAAUUGACCAGCUA
Molecule: messenger RNA, 1766 nt
Organism: Triticum urartu
Lineage: Eukaryota; Viridiplantae; Streptophyta; Magnoliopsida; Poales; Poaceae
Product: 3-ketoacyl-CoA synthase 6
Biological process (GO): fatty acid biosynthetic process
Cellular component (GO): membrane
Molecular function (GO): acyltransferase activity, transferring groups other than amino-acyl groups
Source: RefSeq, a predicted model, not a curated record